Messenger RNA from Histoplasma capsulatum G186AR, 675 nucleotides. Its product is annotated as metallothionein-I gene transcription activator. The transcript has 2 exons. The record is from RefSeq and is a predicted model, not a curated record. Gene Ontology annotation, cellular component: RNA polymerase I complex; RNA polymerase III complex; RNA polymerase II, core complex. Gene Ontology annotation, biological process: DNA-templated transcription. Gene Ontology annotation, molecular function: DNA-directed RNA polymerase activity; zinc ion binding; DNA binding. The coding region runs from base 32 to 259 and encodes 75 amino acids. NCBI's taxonomy places the organism in Eukaryota, Fungi, Ascomycota, Eurotiomycetes, Onygenales, Ajellomycetaceae.
ACGCGCAUAUCACUUAUUUCCAUUAACAGCCAUGUCUCGCGAAGCCUACAAAGUUCCCACAGGCCAAACUGGGUAUACUGGCGCAACCGGUAUCGUCGAAGGAACCACCAGCGAUGCGGUUUCCGUAACCUAUGUUUGUGGUGAUUGCAACUCCCGCGUCUCCAUGAAGCGUGGGGAUCAGAUCCGCUGCAAGGAAUGUGGGCACCGUGUGCUGUAUAAGGAGAGGACUAAGAGAAUGGUGCAGUUUCAAGCCCGAUGACACCUACCCACGUUCCCUUACCGGCGUUUCCACAGUACCAUAGGCGAUCAUGAGAAUCAGGUCAUUGCAGGAGAGGGUGUGCUUUUAACAUUUUUUUACGCUGUUUGCUUGCAACAGCUUCGUCAUGGCGCUAAGGAGUGGAUGUUUGAUUUUGAUUUUUAUGACCAAAAGAAAAAGCUUUGUCGCCAGAUGGGAGGCGGGAAUUCUCGGAUAGUAAUCAUGAUAAAAAUUUCUUGCGUCGUUUAUUGUCGCAUCGCCAGUUGAAAUCAUACCCGAGCGCAGCGUUGUUGUCAUCCUUCAAGGGACUCAUCCGUUAAGUUUCCCCGAAGGAGAAAAAAAAGGAUAUAAAUAUCAAUAAAUACAACGUGGUCCAUUCGAGACCCGAAAAGAUAUGACCAAAAAUUUUUUUUUCCCAA